This is a messenger RNA of Dermacentor albipictus, 4120 nucleotides long. NCBI's taxonomy places the organism in Eukaryota, Metazoa, Arthropoda, Arachnida, Ixodida, Ixodidae. The record is from RefSeq and is a predicted model, not a curated record.
GCCGAAAGAGCGCUCGGUACGGGGGGUGUGUCGUAAUACGAGUGACGUAUGAAUCGCCCUUUCUAAGUCUCAUUUUUUACAUUGCCAUCAGUGCUCGCCUGCCAGCACCAGUUGGUCCAUUCAUAACGUGCGCUCUGCCUCUGUUUUAGAAUGCAGGCCCGAUAUUUUUGAUAAGCAUUUUAUUCCUCUUGGUUUGGAACCGACACAUCGAUUACAGGAGUUCAGCCAUGGUUCCGGGAUUACGGUUGGCUGCAUGCAUUUUUCUCCUGGUCGGAGCCGCAGUGGCGGCCCAGAAGCCGAACUACUACACCUUCUGCUUCUGGGACGGCUUCUCCCGCUGGCGGCCCGAGCCUUACAAGUCCACAGUUCGCGACAUCCCCGCCAAAUUGUGCAACGCAGUCGUGUACUCACACGUGACCGUCAACAAAAAGAACGGCUGGAUCAAGCUCACCGAUAAGGAGCUAGCGCUCGAUCCAGAUGCAAAAUCGUAUGCCAAUUCCUUCCUCUACAACCCGGUCUGGCUUCUGCCACCGAGCAGAGUCUUCGCCCAGCUUAGGGAGCUCAAAGAUCGCAACCCAAAGCUGAAGCUGCUUCUCGCUGUGGGCGGCCCUCACGAUCCAGUGGAAAAAUACUGGAAGCUCUUUCCGGAAGUGCACCUCUGGAAGGACCUGACAGAGAGCCUGGCACAGUGGCUCAGGGCGUACGACUUCGAUGGCGUCGUCCUAGACUUCUUUUCGGGGUCCCAGUCGCUUCAGGAUUCGAUACGCACUUGGGACAACGCUCUCUACAUCCAUCCGUUCGUUAGGCAAAUCAACUACGGCCUGCAAGCGUAUCGCAAGAACUGGAGUAUCACAUUCACGCUGCCGGCAUUCGACAGCACUACUCAUCACCUGUUCGACAUCGAGAAGCUGACGCAAGAAGUCAACUUCUUCUUGGUUAAAACUAGUGACUGCCAGGAAUUUCCAAAGGGCGCAUUCCUAAACGUAACAAGGACCAUGGACAUGACCGAUAUCGACAGAGCGGAGCUCAUCGUUGAGAAAGGUGCCCCGCGACAACGAAUAGUGCUUGACAUCCCGCUGUCCGGUCGAACAUACACAGCGGUGGCUGAGCCCUCCGGCACUCACAUAGUGUUCCCGGGUCACGCUGGGCCCUACACGAAGCUGCAAGGUUUUCUCGCAUUUUUCGAGUUGUGCAGCCACAUCAAGGCCGGCUGGAAGCGGGAACGCUUCGGUGAAGAGGCCUGCUCGUUCCUCAAGCAGGCUGAUCAGUACGUGUCCUACGAGGACGACGACAGCAUACGCCGCAAGGCGAGAAUGGUAGCGGGACGGCAGUACCGCGGAGCCGCCGUCAGGUCUGUGGAUCUCGGCGACUACACCGGAAGCUGCGCGCAGAAGUCACAUCUCCUGAAGGCUCUCCGCUCAACCUUGGACAUCACCGACCACUACGUGCACUUCUACUACGACCCGCCGAACACGACCUGGUGGGAGGACGUGCAACGACGGAGAAAAAGCGCCCCCACUGAGCCCCCACCGAGUUCGACUGCCGAGCCGAGUGCCAGUGCAACGCAGGGUCCGGCGCGAAACCCGCCCUCGACCACGGAGCCGAAGGCGCACACCCCUUUCGCGCCAUUCAUUCCGAGCGCUACGGAAAAGCAUUCGACGGCAACAACUGCGACUCCUGGAGCAACCACGCAAGCAGCGUCGACAACGGAGUCACUCAUGUCACGAGCGCUUCAGCAAGUUGGGCGUUUUCUAUGGUUCUUGCUCGGAAACUAUCUUGGCAGCAACUCCCGAUCAAGCACUCCGGGCCAAGCAGCGCCACCUACCACGCUGGGUCCGCCCCAAAACACGCCUAUGACCCCGGAGUGGAAUGCUCGUACUCAGCUUGUGCCAGUCAUUUCGAGCGCAAGGGAGAAGCAUUUGACGGCAACAACUGGUGCCGCUGCAGCAAGUACGCAAGCGGCGUCAAAACAAGAAUCCUUCAUGUCACGAGCACUUCAGCAAGGUGGGCGUUUUCUAUGGUUCUUGCUCGGAAACUAUCUUGGCAUCAACUCCCAAUCAAGCACUCCGGGCCAAGCAGCGCAUUUGACGGCAAUAACUGCUGCUCCUGCAGCAAGUACGCAAGCGGCAUCAACAACGGAAUCCUUCAUGUCACGAGCACUUCAGCAAGUUGGGCGUUUUCUAUGGUUCUUGCUCGGAAACUAUCUCGGCAUCAACUCCCAAUCAAGCACUCCGGGCCAAGCAGCGCCACCUACCAGGCUGGGUCCGCCACAAAACAUGCCUAAAACCCCGGAGUCGAGUGCUCGUACUCCGCGUGUACCAGUCAUUCCGAGCGCAAGGGAGAUGCAUUUGGCGGCAACAACUGCUGCUCCUGGAGCAAGUACGCGAGCGGCGUCAACAACAGAAUCCUUCAUGUCACGAGCACUUCAGCAAGGUGGGCGUUUUCUAUGGUUCUUGCUCGGAAACUAUCUUGGCAGCAACUCCCGAUCAAGCACUCCGGGCCAAGCAGCGCCACCUACCACGCAGGCUUCGCAACAAAACACGCCUGAGACCACGGUAUCGAAUGUUCGUACUCCGCUUGCACCAUUCAUUCCGAGCGGAACGGAGAAGCAUUUGACGGCAACAACUGCUGCUCCUGAAACAACUAUGCGAGGGGCGUCAGCAACGGAAUCGCUCAUUUCACGAGCACUUCAGAAAGGAGGGCGUUUUCUAUGGGAUUUGCUCGGAAACUAUCUUGGCAGCAACUCCGGAUCAAGCACCCCGGGUCAAGCAGCGCCACCUACCACGCAGGCUCCGCCGCAAAACACGCCUGAGACCACGAAGUCGAAUGCUCACACUCCCUUUGUGCCAUCCAUUCCGAGCAAAACGGAGGAGCAUUCGACGACAACAAGUGCGACUCCUGGAGCAACUACGCAAGCGGCGCCCACAACGGAAUCCCUCAUGUCACGAGCGCUUCAGAAAGGUGGGCGUUUUAUAUGGGACUUGCUCGGAAACUACCUUGGCGACAACUCCGGAUCAAGCACUCCGGGUCAAGCAGCGCCAUCUACCACGCAGGCUCCACCACAAAACACGCCUGUGACCACGGAGUCGAAUGCUCGUACUCCAUUUGUACCAUCCAUUCCGAGCGCAACGGAGGAGCAUUCGACGCCAACAAGUGCAACUCCUGGAGCAACUACGCAAGCGGUGCCAGCAACGGAAUCCCUCAUUUCACGAGCCCUUCAGCAAGGUGGGCGCUUUCUAUGGGACUUCCUCGGAAACUAUCUUGGCAACAACUCCGGAUCAAGCACUCCGGGUGAAGCAGCACCACCUACUACGCAGGCUCCGCCACAAAACACGCCGGAGACCACGAAGUCGAAUGCUCGUACUCCGUUUGUACCAUCCAUUCCGAGCACAACGGAGGAGCAUUCAACGGCGACAACUUCUACUCCUGGUGCAACUACGCGAGCGGCGCCAACAACGGAAUCCCUCAUGUCACGAGGGGAUCAAGAUGGUGGACGUUUUCGGUGGGAGUUGCUCGGAAAUCUUAAUGACGAUCACUCCGAGUCAAGCACUCCUGGUAAAGCAGUGCCACCUACCACGCAACCGGCCACAGCGACCGAUAAAAGCAGCGACCGUCUGUUUGUGACUGCGCCUUCCUCGCCUAACACGCCAACAGAGAGUCCAACGCCUCAAGUCGAAACGUCGCCGGUCCCGAUUACGGUGCCAUCGGUUCCUUCAACGGCUGAGCUCGAGGCUUCGUCGGCCCUGCCCGCAACCCCACCAGAUCAUCCGACGCCCAAAAUCACGACGUCAUCUGCCCCGCCUACGAAGCCAGCGGAUCGUCCAACGUCUGUUGUAGUGCCGGUAACCGGGAAGAACGAAGGCGACCUCUGCAACGGUGUCGAAAGCGACAAACUUUUGCCUCACGAGUCGGACUGCGCCAAGUACUAUCAGUGCGUCCAUUCUAGCCCGAUCUUACGAACUUGCGGGCAAAGCACCAUUUUCGACAUCCAGCGGCAGACGUGUAAUUGGCCGGCGCUCGCGAACAGGCCCGAGUGCCUUUGAAGAGCGCCUUUGUGCCAGCGCUCUGUGCAGGCACUUUGAUACGAGCGCAGCAGUUCAUUGAAUGACCAAUAAAGUUA